Neoarius graeffei (lesser salmon catfish) is the source of this 2214-nucleotide messenger RNA. RefSeq lists its product as uncharacterized. NCBI's taxonomy places the organism in Eukaryota, Metazoa, Chordata, Actinopteri, Siluriformes, Ariidae. The transcript has 7 exons. Bases 1 to 2214 code for a protein of 737 amino acids. The record is from RefSeq and is a predicted model, not a curated record.
AUGGAGGGAGGCAAACACUUGCCUCCCUCACAGCUGGCCAAAAAACUUGUGUCACCUGUGAAACCCUCUCCAGCACCGCAAUUGUCUGGCUCCAGCACUGCACAUCGGUGCCCAGAACCCAUUCCCCAACAGUUGCGCUUCCUCUGUGGCCCUUCUGAGGCCGACGAUGAGGAACUUGUGCGUGCCACACAAGAGUGUGAGACACAGCUGCAAACAGCAGCCACCAUUCCUCCUCUAGCAGCCACCAUGCCUCCUCCAACAGCCGUCAUGCCUCCUCCAACAGCCGCCAUGCCUCCUCCAGUAGAAGUUGCUCAGCCACAGCCACCGGUGGAUCUCCCCUCUCACUGGAAGGACCAUCUUCCUCCCUUCCAACAGGAGUGGAUUCGCCACACACUGUUCAAGGCGAACCCAAAGACUGGGUUUAUCCCAGGAACCAGUGCCAGCGCCUCGCAUUUCCAGUUGUAUCUUCUGGAAGGACUGAUGCGCUGGAACGAGGACAGAAUGAAGGACUCUGUUCAAGCACCCACUUCCAUGCGCACCUACGGCAGUGUUCUGCAGGAGGCCGUGGAUCGGCUCAGCCAAGCCGUUCUGGGAAAACGUUGGGAUGAGCAGUACCGCAGUCCUGGAGUCUACACAGGUGAAUUGUUGGCCAUGGAGUACCUGUACAGCCAGACUGGCAUAUCACUUACUCCAACGCUCCACAACCAAGAGGAGGAGGACCAGCUGGUGGAGGACAUUGAUGACGAGGACAUUGAGGACGAAGGCUUUGAGGAGGAGACAGAGGACAUCACAGUUCCUGUGCUGACUGACGAUGACCAUGACAUUGAAAGGAGGCCCUCAACCACAAGGCGUCGGGCACCUUCACCACCACCUCUACCAGAACUGCCGUCCACGUCCAUGGGUGGAGGUCAGCGUCCAGUUGCUGCUGCCGCCGUUCCGUCCACGUCGGGUCAAGGACUGCACCCUGCUGCUACUGCUGCUGCCACCACUUCAGGGGCUCAGGGCGUCGUCGUUGGACCGGAUGGCAUUCCUGGGUGGGACAAAGUGCAAGAGCUGGCUGCUUACCUGGUGGACCUGCGAGAUGCCGCCUACCUCACUCAGCCACAGGUGACCGAGGUCAUCCAGCUGUGGGCGGCACUCCCAGACAGCGACAAGGAGAGGAUCGACUACCAGCCACGUCACCAGGAGCGGCUGUCGUCUGGUCGAUUCAAGGCACCGAAGCAGUCUGGAGUCACACCGGGUGUGGAGAGCGUCAAGCGCAGCUUGAUAGGUCACCCUGGGGGGCCGGCUCAGUGGCCUGGUACCAGCCGCUUGGUAGACGCCAUGUGCACACGCUUGUGCACUUUGCACAAGUGCACUACCAGGAAGGCCGGUGUUUCCACUCCCAGGUGGACCAGAAUUCUGGAUGAUUACCACCACAUCCAUGACUUGAUCAUCGCCAGCCCACGGUUGAUGGCAGAUACAACAAUUCAGUUGUUUCAAAUCAACCAGCGGACACUUAUUCAGUGGUUUCAACAGCGGCUGAAAGGUCAGGAGAUGAGUACACUCACUCAGGGACUGACUCCAGGACCCCAAAUUCCCGUCGCCCCUGCCCAGCUUCCGCAGCCGCAGGAAAAACUGAUCGUCCCUCCUGCAUCAUCUGGGCAACGACAUGAAUUUGUGUUCCCCCCGAAUCUGGAGGGCCGGGCUCCUCUGCUACGCCCAGGCCGUCGCCCCAAAGACCGCCAAGACCGUCCAAUUGCCCCCACCCCACCACCUGUUUUUCCUCUCCCUGCAACAUUAGGCACCAGUGCACUGCCAGUGCCAACUCCCUUCACAUUGGUACAGCUCCCAGCAAUGACUAUUCCUGCACCACCUAUUCCCUUUCUCCAGCUCCCAGCCACGACUUUGGCUGCCUCAACACCUGGUGCAGCCCCAUCUGUACCUGCGCCACCUCCGCCCCCUGGCCCGCCGCCUCCUCCCGCUGGCCCACCACCUCCUGUUUCACGGUACACAGAGAGGAACAGGCGUCGGCAAGCCGCUGAAGAGGCCAGUGGUAGUGCGGAGAAAAGAAAAUAUGUAAGGGGUGCGACAUAUAACAUGUGUAGCCAAUGUGGCAAACCCAAGACUAAAGAGUAUGGGCAUAGUCGCUUUGGGAGCGCGACUUUCUGUUCCCAGGCCUCAGGUGGCAAGUCUGUUGAAGAGUGGUUGGAAGAACAGAGAGCUCAAAAGUAG